This is a messenger RNA of Hydractinia symbiolongicarpus, 4948 nucleotides long. Its product is annotated as E3 ubiquitin-protein ligase Praja-1-like. Gene Ontology annotation, biological process: ubiquitin-dependent protein catabolic process; protein ubiquitination; positive regulation of DNA-templated transcription. The record is from RefSeq and is a predicted model, not a curated record. Gene Ontology annotation, cellular component: cytoplasm; nucleoplasm. The transcript has 6 exons. The coding region runs from base 3365 to 4387 and encodes 340 amino acids. NCBI's taxonomy places the organism in Eukaryota, Metazoa, Cnidaria, Hydrozoa, Anthoathecata, Hydractiniidae. Gene Ontology annotation, molecular function: ubiquitin protein ligase activity.
UCAGUUCGGACGCACUUUUCUCAUAAAUAAGGGGGAAAAUGUUUAAAAGGUUAAAUUCUACAAUCUAUAUCUUACUUAUGUUACUUACUUAUGUUAACUUUUGAAGUUGUAGCUUCACGCCUGUCAUGGACAACCAAGGUCAGUCACUUCUUCCUCUUCUUCUACUCCAUCUCUAGAGAGAGGAGGAUGAGGGUUAGAUCGAACUACAGUGGCCAUACUGUUUUUUGAGGCUUCAUUUGUUCCGGGGAAUGAAGGUUAAUCUGGGAGAGUUUUAAGAAACCUGUUGAGGGCUGUUUUAAACUUUAAACUGGACAUGAAGUGAUGCUUCUUAGAGACUUGGGCAGGGCGUUGAAGGGUCUUGGAGCUUGAUAAACGGAAGCUGUUGUGUAGUUUAGCGAAGCUUGUAGAAUUGUUCAGCACGGGUGGUAGUUGAAAUAAACGCCCUUUUCUUUGUGUUGCAUGGGUGGGUGAUGGUUUGGGACAAUUCCUUCAGCUAUUUUCCAAUUGUAUGGCUUGAUAGUGUUCACAUUGUUGUUGUAUAAGUACAGUUUAAGCUGUUUAAAUGCGUUUUUGUAAGUCAUUCUGUGUACACAGUUGAUCUUUUUCAGGUAGCUCCAUUGCAGAGCUUCUAGUACCUUGAUUUGUCCUUUACUAGCAGGAGACCAGGGUUGAGAGAAGUACUCGAAUCUAGGGAUGACAAGGGAUUUCCAUAGUGGUAGGAGAACUUCUGGUGAUCACGAUCAAAAGAGUCAAAGGAUUGUAUUUUGGAUGUAUUUUUUACGAUUUUAUUUAUAUGCGAUUUGAAGGUAGCAUCUGUCAUUAGUAUUCCAAGAUCUUUGGUUUGUGGUUUUGGUUGGAUUUGUGUUGAUGCUGUUGUUUUGUACUUUGACUUCAGAUCUAGGUCUUUUCCAUACUGCAGGAGCUUAAAACUUUGUAUUGUUGAAUAUCAUGUUGUUUUGUUUACUCCAUUCGUAGACUGAGUUUAGGUCCGCUUGCAUUUUUUCAAUGUCACUUUCAGAGCUAACCUUCAUUGUAAGUCUUGUAUCAUCUGCAAAGCCUGAGAGGGAUCCGUUCUUUACAGAAAGAUCAAUAUCCCCCAUAAGGAUAAGGAAGAUGAGCGAUCCAAGCACACUUCCUUGUGGUAAGCGGGAUAUGACUUGUGUGGUGCGUGAGUGGUGAUCGUUUACUGAGAUGUACUGGGUUCUGUUUUGUUAGGAAGGACUUCAGCCAUUUGAGUAGUUUGCCUUUGAUACUUAAGUUUUCUAUCUUUUUAAGGGCUAUAUAUGUCUAUAUCGACCUUGUCAAACACUUUUGCGAAAUCCAAGUAUACAACAUCAGCGUUUGAGUUGUUGCAGAGUAUUUGUAGAAUAUUGUCGAAAUGGUCAAGAAGCUGGCUCAGACAUGACCGUCCACCAAGAAAACCAUGUUGUGAGCUGUUGAACAGGUUAUUUUCUUCCAUGAGUGACACAAUUUGAUUUCGGACAAUCUUUUUGAAGACCUUUAUGAUGUGAGAAGUUAGGGCAAUUGGGUGGUAGUUUUCAGCUUUAGUUUUGCUUCCACUCUUGUUUUUUGGUGUUAUUAUUACUCUGGUUAGUGUGUCUGGAAUGGUUCCUUCUUCAAAUGAUUUGGUCCAAAUCAGCUAGUGGUGGCAGUGAUGAUGAUGAUGAUAGUGAUGAUUCAAGGAUGGCAACAAAAAGCAGAAUUGUAGGACAUUCUAUAUAAAAUUUAAAGUCUAAGUAAACUGUAAGUCUGUAAGUAGUAAGAAUAUUGCAUCUGUUGUACGACACCCUGAAACAUAACCAAAUUGUAUCAUAUUUAUAUCAAUUUUUUUUCUAAAUAACUUAUCAACCACUCUUUCAAUAACUUUCUUUACCUCAUGAACGUACUUCACCCCUCUAUAAUUAACUCUGUUUAAUGUAUCACGGUUGUCCUUGAAACAAUUGACCAUUACACUUGACUGCCUGUCAUUAGGAAUAACACCAUCCUUUGUGUUUUGGUUGACAAGACUUGUAAUAAGCUCAACUGCAGUAUAUCCAGACACUUUUUCAAUUUCUGCAACAACACCUGACAAUCCUCUACUACCCAUUCUAUCUAGAUCUGCAUAGUUGUUCCCUCUACUGCAUCAUGGUAAAUGAUCCUCAUUGGAUAAAACUUAGUGUUAGCUACAAGAACUCUUCCAAGUCUUUUCUCCUUGUCUGCACUAGCUAAGAUGCAUACUGGUAUUCCCUUCUUAACACAUCCGCAAUAAAUCUAGAUUUUUUUUAUUACCACCUCACUCUAUCCAAUAUAUCAUCAAACUUAUAUACACUUGUCAACCUCAUUUUUUUACCACUAUGUUUAUCUAUAUCUCACUGGCCCUUUUGUCCGCACCCAUCAAAAGCUUUAUAGAAGACAAUUCUUAUUUUGUUUAUUUUAUAGCAUAUCUUAAAGUUGUUUAAUACAAUUAAUGUUUUUCUGUAUAUUUAUAAUUGUGAGAUAAAAAACUGAUUCAGUUGUUUUACUUGAAUAUUUGUUUUAUUUACCUUUUUGGUUCAUAAAAUUCUGGUUCAUAUGUAAUUUUAGAUGAAAUCGAAUCCUAAAAUAAUGUUUUAUCACCUUUAGAACUAUCAUGUCAUUGAAAAAAUAUUUAAUGCACAUCUUAUAUCCUUAGAUCUGUGAUAUAAUAUUUGAUCAGAUUGUAAUGGAGAAAAAUAAAGAUGUUGAUAAACCAUUAGAGAGUUUUGAAUGUUCACAAUGUCAAAAUAAGUACAAAUACGACAAAUUUUCAAAAUACAAAGAUGAAAAAUCAAACUUUUACAUCCUUGAAGAUGUAUACUACAUAAAAGACCCUUUUGCUCACAAGAGUUUUAUCCCGUUGGUACUUGGUGGUAUCUGUUCAUUGUGCAUGAAAGCAGUUUGUGUGGAUCAAAAAUGUAGCAUUUUCUACACCAAAAGAUACUGUUUAACCUGUGUCCAAGAAAACAUAGAAUCCUUUCCUAAAGAAGUUCUCUGAUUGUUUAAAAUAGAAUUAAGCAAUCACUUUAAAAAGAUAAAAACAUUAACACCCUUCACUUUUUGCAAUAUAUAUUUAUAAUGCUUUCGAAGUGUGCAAUGACGAUCAGCUUGUUUUUGUAAUUUUUUUAACUUGUGACGUAACAGUUGAAAAAAACAGAUGCUCUUGUAUGGUUUUUUGUAUGUUGUGUUUUGAGAGAAAAAUGGUUGUUAACUUAUAAAUGUGACAUGGUCAGUGCUUGUUCUUGCUUAGAGAUGCCGUUUAUACAAAAAAAUGUUGUGUUGUUUGUGGCAUUGUUUUGUUGUUUUUGCUGCAGUGCCAUUCUGUUGUUUUAAUGCUAAUAUUUUAUAUGUAAUUCUAUAGACAUAAAUAAUGGACGAUUCUUUUGGGAUUCCAAAUCUUGUGUCUGAUUCAGAUUCGGAUCAUCGUGGUUCUUCUGGUCACUCGAUGCCGGAAUUUUCAUCUGAAUCUGAAGGUGAAGAAGGUGAAUUUAAUAUGAGUCACCACUUGCAAAAUCCAUCUUUUUUAAGCAAUAAUGCUAUGAUGUCAGAGGAAGUUCAAAACACUGGAGACAAUGUUUUUCAACAGUUGCCACAACAAUCAGGAACAGAUGAUGAGGAUGAUUCAGGAUGGAGUACAGUUGAUGAUUCCUCAACAGAUGCUUCCGACACGUCAGAUUUCGAUGACAGUUUUUCAGUACCCUCAGAAGAUUCUUCAGUAGCAGAUGAUGAUGAAUUCAGUGUGUUUGAGAUGUUAUAUGAUAGAAUAAUGGACAGUCUACAAGAAGAGGAGGAGAAAGACUCUCCUACACCACAACAUAUCUUGGAAUCAUUACCAUCUGUAAAAGUCACUAUCGCACAAGUUGCUUCCAGUUUAUCGUGUUGCAUUUGUUUUGGUGAAUACGUUUUAAACGAACAGCUUCUACAAUUACCUUGCACUCAUUUUUAUCAUAACGCAUGUAUCUUAAACUGGCUUAAAAUUAAAUCAACAUGUCCUACUUGUCGGUUAGAUUUAGCAACAGAAAAGUUUUCAAACCAUACUGAAGCGAGCACGAAUUCACCUGCGAAUAACCAACAUGAUUCUGCUGGUUCACUGAACUUUCAAAAUAUACAGGGUAAUUUUAAUACAGAACUUCUGACGAGAACAAUAUCUUCAAGUACAUCAGGGACUACAAACGGUACUGAAGAUCCAACCAGUAACCGAAAUAACGUUGUACAUGAAACGUCACUAUUAUGUGAAAAUGAACUUGAAAAUUUACAGUCCUUUGCUGGAUCCAGUAGUCGGGCUGGGACUUCUGAAACAAGUGAACAAAAAGUGCAUACACCAAGUGGUAGACGUAAAAAUAAUACAAGCAAAGAACCUAAGAGGUUAUCUAGAGAGACAGAAAUAUGGUAACGAGUUGGAAUUAGGUUUACGAGCGUAUAAUUGUCGCAAAACAAGGAGGUGUUUCGUAAAAGAGAAAAUGAGCCAGUCCGUAAAAUGUGUCCAACACAUCCAUUAGCUUAGAUAAUUUCUUCUUUUUUUCGAAUAGAAAUAAUUUAUAGAGACAUUUUUGUGUUGAUAUUUUAUUCUUAAAAAUACGCGAAAAUUUUCAGGCUAUCUGUUUCUCGCUUUGGGAGUUAUAUUGAAAUCUCAAAAAAACCCGUUUGUAAUGACCUCUAUUUAAAAAGUAUUAGGUCAGCCAGUGACAUUUCAGUGACAUUUCCCAACCCACCCUACUGAUUCCACUCAACACAAUAUUUAAGCACAGAAAGACAGUAGGAGGUAGAAAUCAUACCUUUCUGUUGUCAAUUUGUUGCAUAGGUAGAGUGUUGUUUUUAUUGUUUUUUUUUAUUGUAAAAUAACUUUAUUUUGUACGUACACGCAAUUGCACUUUCGAAAAGGUAUUUAUUUAUUGCUUUUUCAAGAGUUAACAUUUUUACUUGAUUGUCAGAAAGAGAAAACAGCAUGGGUCGA